Pocillopora verrucosa is the source of this 588-nucleotide messenger RNA. NCBI's taxonomy places the organism in Eukaryota, Metazoa, Cnidaria, Anthozoa, Scleractinia, Pocilloporidae. The record is from RefSeq and is a predicted model, not a curated record.
GUGUGACCUGACACGAGCUGUACCGAAGUUGUCACAGUGACACAAAAUGAAAGGAGUCAUAAUGUUAGUAACCUUUGUCGCCAUUUUUUUCGUGCUGUUGGGAGUUGCAUCGGGAGAGCGUGAAAAUACAUGGCUGUUACACUCUAAGGAUGGUCUUACAAGAAGAAGUUUGGCAGAUGUGAUAUUGCAGAGGCCGUUUCUCAGGCGCGCAGAGAGAUCAGCUGGAAGAUUUAAACGUUGGUGGUGGUGUAGCCAAGACCCUCCACUUCCAGGUUGUGAUAGAAAGAUGAAACAAAAAAAUGGUUCACGUGGAAUUAAUUUGAAACAAUCAAAAUCGCAGCUGCUGGACUGAUUCGAAGUAAUUUUCACAACUUCAGUCGAUUCCAUAAACAUUAACACGCCACAAAUGAAGCCAAUUUGUAAAAGUAUAUGAACCGUGUUAUCGUUUUACAAAUUUUAGCCGGAUAUUUUAUUUAUGCUGUCAAAUGAUAUUUAUUGGGCAUAUUGGGUAAAUGUAGAUAUACGUAUGAAGAUAGAUGUUCAAUUUGUAACUAUCAGCCGCUUACAAGACAAGCAGUACGGCUUAGG